Closterium sp. NIES-65 is the source of this 28710-nucleotide messenger RNA. Lineage: Eukaryota; Viridiplantae; Streptophyta; Zygnematophyceae; Desmidiales; Closteriaceae. The record is from the annotation of a GenBank genome assembly.
UCACACCCCCUGCCCCCUCAUGCCAUCCGCUCCCCCCGCCCCUACCCUCCGCGUGCCCGCUCCCUUGCCGCCUCUUUUGACCCUCCCUGCCCCCCUCGCCGUUUUCCCACCGCCCGCCAUUCGCUCCUCCCCGCCCGUGCGCUCCCCUCGUUUACCUUCUCCUCCCCCCUCCCCUCCUCUGCUGCACGCCUCUUCCUUCCCCUCGCCGACCCACUCCACUCCCUGCCCCUCCUCAAUCCGCACCCUGCCCCUCGUAUCUCGCCCCCCCUAUGCUUGGUUUCUCCCCUCCCUGCCCCUCGCCGCCUUUCUCCGCCCCCCACCUCCCCCCUCUCCCUGCCCCCCCACUCUCCCACCCUUGCCCUUGGCUUCCUACCUCCCUGCCCCACCUUUCCCCCCUCUGUGUGCUCAGCUUCUCCCCUCCCUGCCCCUCCCUCCUCCCCGCCCUGCCCCUCGUUUUCCGCCCCCCCACGCCCGGUUUCUCCCCUCCCCGCGCCUCCCUUUCUUUCUCCGUGCCUCUCCUCUGCUCCCUCCCUGCCCCCGCCUGCCCAUGCCCCUGUCUUUGGCUUCUCCCCUCCCUGCCCCACGUUUCUUCCCUCCCUGCCCACCCCCUCUGCCCCUCCCUUGUUUUCCCCUCACCCAUUGCUUCUCCCCUCCCUGCCCUUGAUUUCCCGCACCCCUGCCCUUGUUUCCUACCAUCCAUGCCCCUCGUUUCCCCCCCUUUGUACGUUCAGCCUCUUCCCUCCCUGCCCCUCCCUUCCUCCCCCCCUGCCCUUUGCUCUCCCCUCGUUACGCUCCCUUCUCCCCAUCCCUGCUGCCCUCUUACCACCAUCAGCCCAUCCCCACCACCAGCCCCCCUCCCACCCUUCUCUCCCCCCCUCCCUUUCCCUCUCUCUCUUUCUCACACACACACACGCACACUCCCCUCCCCCACCCCCCACCCACAUCCUCCCAUUCUGCCCCUCCCUGCCCCUUUCCCACCCCCUCGCACGCCCCUCACCUCCCACCUCCGUGCAACUGGUUUCCCCCCCCUAUGGUGCCUCCCUUGCAUCGCUCGCCCCUCUGCUCACCCUCUGCCCGCCCCUUUUCCGUGCCCUCAGCUGGCCCAGCCCCUGCCCGUUGCUGCCCCUCCCCUUGCCCCCUCAACUCCCCUGCCCCCCGUACACCCCAGUCCCAUCCAACCGCCCCCACCCUCCCCCGGCUGCCCGUUUCCGCUCUCCACCCCCCGCGACCAUGUGCGGCUUCCAACCGCCCAACGGUGGUGCGCACGGGGCGUUUCUUCGCACGGGCAAGCCUCCCCGGGGGCCCCCCACCCCGCUGGGUCGUUCCCAGUACUGCUCUACGCUGUUCACACAGUUGGAGGCGGCUCGAGCGAGACUACUGGGACAGCCAGUGGUGGGAGAGGGGACACGGGCUGAGGGACCGGGGGAGCGGAGAGGCGUGGCGGGACAGCCGGGUGGCGGGGGACAGUGGGGACGGCACCAGCUGCGGGGUCAGGUGGAGCGAGGGACAGGUGGGCAGAGGGGACGGCAGGGGGAGCAGACAGGCCAGGACAGGGAGGGGGGACGGCACAGGCAGCAGCAGGAGAGCCAGUGGAGGCCGCGGGCCCAGGGCGCCGCGCCUCCAGGUUCGGCCUUGGGGGCGGGGCAGGGGCGGGAGCAGCAGAGAGCGGACGGAGGUACAGGAGGGGCAGCGGGAUUGGGAGGGGAGGGCCAGGGAGUGAGAGAGGCAGCAGGGGAUGGAGCAGGGGGGUCGGGAGGUUUGGGGGAGGGUAGAGAGGGGGAGGGGAGAGGACAGGUGGAUGGAGGAGAGGAGAGGGGGCAGAGAGACGAUCGGAGAGGGGGCACCAAGGGACCAGACAGGGCAGCAGCCAGCGCAACAGCAGGGACCAGUCGGACGCACAGGCCGUCGGAUCCACAGCGGGAGGGGAACGUGCAGCUGAGACGGGCGACCCCCACACAGAUUGGAGUGGCAGCAGCUAGGCGGGUGCAGGAGAAGCUGCGUCACUGGGGGCCGCACUUAGAGGGGCUGCAGCCGGCACCACACUUUUACGCGUGCGUGGCGGAGACCUUUGGCCUUCUGAGUGAGCCGCUGCGUCAGUUUCUGGGGCUCUGCGCAAAGAGGAUAGCACAGCGGAGGAGGGAUAGAGGUGGGGGGGAUGACGGAUCGGCACGGAUAUUUGAGGCAGGACUCACUACACGCCUCUCCGUUGCACUGCAGCGCGCGCAGGCUCAAUGCAUGAUCCAGCAUGCGUCACACCCCCUGCCCCCUCAUGCCAUCCGCUCCCCCCGCCCCUACCCUCCGCGUGCCCGCUCCCUUGCCGCCUCUUUUGACCCUCCCUGCCCCCCUCGCCGUUUCCCACCGCCCGCCAUUCGCUCCUCCCCGCCCGUGCGCUCCCCUCGUUUACCUUCUCCUCCCCCCUCCCCUCCUCUGCUGCACGCCUCUUCCUUCCCCUCGCCGACCCACUCCACUCCCUGCCCCUCCUCAAUCCGCACCCUGCCCCUCGUAUCUCGCCCCCCUAUGCUUGCUUCUCCCCUCCCUGCCCCUCCCUCCUCCCCGCCCUGCCCCUCGUUUUCCGCCCCCCCACGCCCGGUUUCUCCCCUCCCCGCGCCUCCCUUUCUUUCUCCGUGCCUCUCCUCUGCUCCCUCCCUGCCCCCGCCUGCCCAUGCCCCUGUCUUUGGCUUCUCCCCUCCCUGCCCCACGUUUCUUCCCUCCCUGCCCACCCCCUCUGCCCCUCCCUUGUUUUCCCCUCACCCAUUGCUUCUCCCCUCCCUGCCCUUGAUUUCCCGCACCCCUGCCCUUGUUUCCUACCAUCCAUGCCCCUCGUUUCCCCCCCUUUGUACGUUCAGCCUCUUCCCUCCCUGCCCCUCCCUUCCUCCCCCCCUGCCCUUUGCUCUCCCCUCGUUACGCUCCCUUCUCCCCAUCCCUGCUGCCCUCUUACCACCAUCAGCCCAUCCCCACCACCAGCCCCCCUCCCACCCUUCUCUCCCCCCCUCCCUUUCCCUCUCUCUCUUUCUCACACACACACACGCACACUCCCCUCCCCCACCCCCCACCCACAUCCUCCCAUUCUGCCCCUCCCUGCCCCUUUCCCACCCCCUCGCACGCCCCUCACCUCCCACCUCCGUGCAACUGGUUUCCCCCCCCUAUGGUGCCUCCCUUGCAUCGCUCGCCCCUCUGCUCACCCUCUGCCCGCCCCUUUUCCGUGCCCUCAGCUGGCCCAGCCCCUGCCCGUUGCUGCCCCUCCCCUUGCCCCCUCAACUCCCCUGCCCCCCGUACACCCCAGUCCCAUCCAACCGCCCCCACCCUCCCCCGGCUGCCCGUUUCCGCUCUCCACCCCCGCGACCGUGUGCGGCUUCCAACCGCCCAACGGUGGUGCGCACGGGGCAUGCACUAGGCCGUCGCACACCCCUUCCUCGCCGCACAGGUCACCGGUCACGCACCGCCACCGAUCCCUCUGCAGCAGAUGAGCGCCGCAUUGCACGUUGCCUUCGUCUGGCAGCGUGCAAUGAGACCUCACGGGCGUGCGCGGCUCUCGAGUCCGCGGAGGCAGCCCCAGAUACACAGGGGACGAUACAGCGCCUGCAGUCGAAGCACCCCAACGCGGAGAGGCCGACCCCAGCUUGGCUGUCUGGCUUCCAGGGGUCCCCUCUCGUGCUCUCGGUGGAUCACUUACGCCGCGCGAUUUUCACAGCUCCGCGGGGCUCUUCGGGAGGACCGUCCGGUUGGGUCGCUGAGCACCUGCGAGACACUUUCCUAGCUUUCCCUCAGAGUCUCCAUUUCCUCCUGGCCGUGUACCAGCAGUGGCUCCGAGGCCGUUGCGCUCCAGCUGCGCGCUCCUUGCUAGCGUCCUCCACCCUCGUGGCUCUGGCGAAGUCGAACAUGGAUGUUCGGCCGAUUGCCAUCGGCGAGGUUUUGGUCCGCAUUCUUUCUCGGGCAGUUUGUCUCCAGCUACGUGACCAGAUGGCGAGGGUCUUCUUGGCAUCACAGCAGUUUGGGGUGGGGGUUACGUGCGGGACAGAGGUCGUAGUUAGAGGCGUCCGCCGCGCUCUGGCUGACCACCCAGACUGGGUGGUCCUGCAGCUAGACGUGGCGAAUGCCUUUAACUCUUUCCACCGAGACAGGAUGUUUCAGGCGCUGCAGGCCAGUCCGGAGUUUCAGUGUCUGAUCCCCUUCAUCGGCCUCUUCUACGGGACGCCCUCGGAUCUCCACUACAGGUCAGGCACGGGAGUGGUCACGAUGCACUCGGAGCGGGGCACUCGCCAGGGAGACCCUCUCAGCCCCUUCUUGUACGCUCUGACACAGCGUCUUGCUUUGGAGCCGGUUCUGGCGGAGGGGGAUGUCCAGCUCUGGUCGUACGCCGAUGACACGUACGUGCUAGGUCCCCCAGACAGGGUGCUGCACCAUUUUGCCGAGAUCGUGAGGCGCUUGGGCGAGAUGGGCCUUGCAGCCCAGCCGCACAAGUGCCUCGUCUACCAGACAGAGUCCUUUCUGUCCAGGGAUCUGGAGGCUUUCACGGGCCUAGGGAUCGAGGUCGCACGCCGAGGGCUCACCGUGACAGGCGUACCGGUAGGCACCGUUUCGUUCGUGGAGCAGAGUCUCCCGGAUCGUCUCGAGAGGAUGGGGCGGGUGCUACCUUGGCUUCCGAGGUUGCGCCAGCCCCAGACAGCUGCCCGCCUUCUUUCGGCGUGUGUCAGCACUCGUCCGCAGUACCUGUCGAGGACCGUCCCUCCUUCGCCCGCAGUGAUCUCCAGUUUUACACGGUGGGACGCACGCCUGGGAGAGACUUUUCAGCAGCUUUUAGCUUCAGGGACCUGGGCUUGUCGCGAGGACGUCCGAGAGGCCGCCCUAGACCAGAUCUUCCUCCCCAUCCGUCUCGGGGGUUUCGGCAUUCGUCGCAUGGCGCGCAUGGCCCCGGUGAGUUUCGUGUGCUCCUGGGUGCAGUGUGCACCCAUUCUCUGUUCUCUCCCUGCGUGUGGCGAGGUGUUUCGGCAGAGCUUCGCUUCAGGUGAGCCAGAGCAGAUCGACCGGGCUCUGCAGACGGCGCUAGAGGGUCUCCCUCCUGACGUUCUCUCUCUCCUUCCCCCCUGGCCCUCUUGCGCUUCUGCCUCCCCCGAUUCCCUUUUUGCAGGAGCGAGCCGUCUUCUGGAGGCGCAUGCCUUGGAGGCCGUGCGUGCCCGUCACACCUCUCCCUUGCACCUUGCCCGUUUGACUUCCCUUCAGGGCGGAGGUGCAGGAGCGUGGUUGACGUCGGUGCCGUACGCCGACCCACUGCGCAUCCCGGAGGCGCUGUGGCAGGCGGCUUCAUCUUCUCGUCUUGGUCUCCCUAUCCCCCAGUUAGCCCUUGCAGGUCAGUGCUCCUGCGGACAGGCGAUUGACGACAUGACGGUGCCUCAUCACGCGGUUCGGUGCCCGCGUUACGGGGUCGCCACUACCAUCCACGACACGGUGAAGUACAUGCUUCGAGACUUUGCGGUCGAGGCGGGCUUCGCGGUAAAGGUGGAGGACUCUACGCUGUUCACACAGUUGGAGGCGGCUCGAGCGAGACUACUGGGACAGCCAGUGGUGGGAGAGGGGACACGGGCUGAGGGACCGGGGGAGCGGAGAGGCGAGGCGGGACAGCCGGGUGGCGGGGGACAGUGGGGACGGCACCAGCUGCGGGGUCAGGUGGAGCGAGGGACAGGUGGGCAGAGGGGACGGCAGGGGGAGCAGACGGGCCAGGACGGGGAGGGGGGACGGCACAGGCAGCAGCAGGAGAGCCAGUGGAGGCCGCGGGCCCAGGGCGCCGCGCCUCCAGGUUCGGCCUCGGGGGCGGGGCAGGGGCGGGAGCAGCAGAGAGCGGACGGAGGUACAGGAGGGGCAGCGGGAUUGGGAGGGGAGGGCCAGGGAGUGAGAGAGGCAGCAGGGGAUGGAGCAGGGGGGUCGGGAGGUUUGGGGGAGGGUAGGGAGGGGGAGGGGAGAGGACAGGUGGAUGGAGGAGAGGAGAGGGGGAGAGAGACGAUCGGAGAGGGGGCACCAAGGGACCAGACAGGGCAGCAGCCAGCGCAACAGCAGGGACCAGUCGGACGCACAGGCCGUGUAGGCACCGCCUCCCGCAUUCCAGACCUCACCUGCCGCGACGUUGGCCAGGGUCUGAUGGUUCUUGUGGAUGUCUCCAUAGCGGAUCCACAGCGGGAGGGGAACGUGCAGCUGAGACGGGCGACCCCCACACAGAUUGGAGUGGCAGCAGCUAGGCGGGUGCAGGAGAAGCUGCGUCACUGGGGGCCGCACUUAGAGGGGCUGCAGCCGGCACCACACUUUUACGCGUGCGUGGCGGAGACCUUUGGCCUUCUGAGUGAGCCGCUGCGUCAGUUUCUGGGGCUCUGCGCAAAGAGGAUAGCACAGCGGAGGAGGGAUAGAGGUGGGGGGGAUGACGGAUCGGCACGGAUAUUUGAGGCAGGACUCACUACACGCCUCUCCGUUGCACUGCAGCGCGCGCAGGCUCAAUGCAUGAUCCAGCAUGCGGUGCGGCAGUUAGGGAGUCACACCCCCUGCCCCCUCAUGCCAUCCGCUCCCCCCGCCCCUACCCUCCGCGUGCCCGCUCCCUUGCCGCCUCUUUUGACCCUCCCUGCCCCCCUCGCCGUUUCCCACCGCCCGCCAUUCGCUCCUCCCCGCCCGUGCGCUCCCCUCGUUUACCUUCUCCUCCCCCCUCCCCUCCUCUGCUGCACGCCUCUUCCUUCCCCUCGCCGACCCACUCCACUCCCUGCCCCUCCUCAAUCCGCACCCUGCCCCUCGUAUCUCGCCCCCCUAUGCUUGGUUUCUCCCCUCCCUGCCCCUCGCCGCCUUUCUCCGCCCCCCACCUCCCCCCUCUCCCUGCCCCCCCACUCUCCCACCCUUGCCCUUGGCUUCCUACCUCCCUGCCCCACCUUUCCCCCCUCUGUGUGCUCAGCUUCUCCCCUCCCUGCCCCUCCCUCCUCCCCGCCCUGCCCCUCGUUUUCCGCCCCCCCACGCCCGGUUUCUCCCCUCCCCGCGCCUCCCUUUCUUUCUCCGUGCCUCUCCUCUGCUCCCUCCCUGCCCCCGCCUGCCCAUGCCCCUGUCUUUGGCUUCUCCCCUCCCUGCCCCACGUUUCUUCCCUCCCUGCCCACCCCCUCUGCCCCUCCCUUGUUUUCCCCUCACCCAUUGCUUCUCCCCUCCCUGCCCUUGAUUUCCCGCACCCCUGCCCUUGUUUCCUACCAUCCAUGCCCCUCGUUUCCCCCCCUUUGUACGUUCAGCCUCUUCCCUCCCUGCCCCUCCCUUCCUCCCCCCCUGCCCUUUGCUCUCCCCUCGUUACGCUCCCUUCUCCCCAUCCCUGCUGCCCUCUUACCACCAUCAGCCCAUCCCCACCACCAGCCCCCCUCCCACCCUUCUCUCCCCCCCUCCCUUUCCCUCUCUCUCUUUCUCACACACACACACGCACACUCCCCUCCCCCACCCCCCACCCACAUCCUCCCAUUCUGCCCCUCCCUGCCCCUUUCCCACCCCCUCGCACGCCCCUCACCUCCCACCUCCGUGCAACUGCUGGCCCAGCCCCUGCCCGUUGCUGCCCCUCCCCUUGCCCCCUCAACUCCCCUGCCCCCCGUACACCCCAGUCCCAUCCAACCGCCCCCACCCUCCCCCGGCUGCCCGUUUCCGCUCUCCACCCCCGCGACCGUGCGCGGCUUCCAACCGCCCAACGGUGGUGCGCACGGGGCCAUUACCGCCCCUCUCCCCUUAUCCCCCACCACGCCCCCAAGCAGGCCUUUCUCCCCCCAGCCUCCCGUCUCCCUGCCCUUAGUACCGCCGCGCUCUGCCCGUGCGUCACCCUUGCCCACUUCAUACCACCUCCCCCUUCUCCCCCCCCCCCGGCUUCUCCCUAUCAUCACCCGCAUGUUCCCCCACUCCCCUGUCCACAACGUCCCUCCACCCCCCUUCCUGCUUUCCCCACUCCCACUCUGCCCCCCACACCUCUACGAGCCGUACUUCCCCCUCCAGCCUCCCUUUCCCCCCCAGCUACUUCCGCAUCCAGCGUGGGCUGCACCUCUGCAUCCCGCCCUGCCAGGCCCUUCGGUGACCCAACUGCCGCCACCUGGCACCACGCCGCCUUUCCCACCCCCAUCCAAUCUCUACACCCCCUGCCCCUGCUCCCUGCGCAAUCCAGCCACCUACCCCAGCCUCCCUCUACCUCUCCCUAACUCCACACCGCCGUUCCUACCCCCAGCCAAGGUCUACACCCCUUGCUUUUGCUCCCUGGGCUGUGCCGUCCCCAACCUCCCUCCGCCUUUCCGCGGCACCAGACCGCCUCUCCCUCCCCCAGCCAACUUUUGCACCCCCUGUUCCUGCCCCUUGUGCCCUCCAACACCCUACCUCAACCCCCCCCAGUCUCCCCCUUCUCCAACACCCUCCAUAUUUCCUCCCCCCUGGGGCUCGCCCAUCCGCAGCUAUCACCCUUCAUCGAUUCCCCAAUUCCCUCUGUCCCCUGUUUCCCGGCCCCGCAUCCUAUCCUGCAUUUACCACAGCACCUCCUUUCGGUGCCCUCUCUGCCCUCCCACGUUCUCACCCCCCGCCUCCCAACCUUCUCAUUACCCGCUACCAGGCUCACGCCAACUCGACUACCCACUACCCUUUGCCCCUUCCUCUCUGUUCCCCACCCUUCCUUUCCCACCUGGCUCCACCUGCCCACCCCCACCUCCCGUGGAAUUCUGCCCUGCCCUCCCCACCUCUGGCCCACCACCUGUCCCCACACCCUGCUCACCCACCGCUACACCACCCCCGCCCCCCCACCUCCACUACAGCCCGCCAACACUUCCCCUCUCAAUCGGCCCCCAGCCCGCCCCCCCCUUGGGCCCCAAUCCCCUCCAACUGUCAGGCCCCCUCUACCCUCUCUUCCACCCACUGCGCACCGCUUUCCCCACCCUUUUCCCCUUUCCCCAAGCUAACCCCCCGCACCCCGGCCUCUGCCAGGGAGUUCCUUCCCCCUUUGACGCCCUCUUGAGCCAACCCCAGCAACUCACACCGCCACCGCCAGGCAUGCUGCCUCUAGCCAGGGGGGAACUUGCAGCUGACACUGCACGGGAAGGGGUAAGUGAGUUUGUGUGUGAAGGAGCAGCAGAGGCUACAGAGGAUGGGGCAGCAAAGGCUGCACGGGAAGGGGCAAUGGGGGUUGUGGGGGAAGGGGCAGCAGAGGCUGCAGAGGAAAGGGCAGCAGAGGCUGCAAGGGAAGGGGCAGCAGCGGCUGCACGGGAAAGGGCGGCAGGGGCUGCACGGGAAGGGGCGGCAGGGACCGUGACUCUGGCCAGGCAAAGGGCAGAGGCCAUGGAGACAGGUUUUGCAGGAGUAGGGGCCACGGAACCUGCUGCUGCGUCGGCUGGGGGAACCGCAGCAGAGGAGGCUAUAGGGACCGCACCAGCAGUCGAGGCUGCAAGGACUGCAGCAGGAGCGACAGAGGCCACAGCGGGGGCUGGUAUAGGGGGAGGUGCUACGGGUGCAGCGGGGAAGGGGGUAACGGGGACUGGUGCGAGGGAGAGUGCCGCCCCGGCUGUAGCAAGAGAGGGUACGGCAGGGGCCUCAAAGGCAGAAGGUGAGGCUGCAGCUGAAGCAGCAGGGAGGGCCAUAGCACGGCCAGUAGGGGCGGCAGGGGCCGCAGCAAACUCGGGGAAACACACAGCAGGGCCGGCAGGGCCGGCAGAGACUGCAAAAGGGGCUAGCAGUAAAGCGGCAGCAGGCGGGGUGGGCUUGGGGGACAUAGGGGCAACAGGGGAAGGAGAGGGGAGGGUGGUCCCGACCGGGGUGGGCACUGAAGAGGGGGAUGUGAUAGCGAUAGAGGAGGAUGAGGGAGAGGAUGUGAUGCACAUUGACGGGCCACUGGCCCAAUACCUCACGCUUGACGGUGAGGCCGACCCGGCCCCCCUGCAGCCUCACGUCGAGGUUCCCCCUCUACCCCCCAUGCCCGUCCCCAUGCUAGCAGAAGGACCGAUGGAGGGGCUGGGGGAGACCUUGAGGACAGAGCCGCGCGAGGGAGCCCCCAUCCUCACCUCCCGUCCUCCAGCCCACCAGCCCCCAGGAGCACCACUUCCCCACCCCCACCCUCAGGUCCCGGUAGUGUCCAGGGGGGCAGCCAAGGCCCUGGCCUUCUUGGCGGAGCCGUGCUCCCCGACCCCCACGCUGCUCCAUGGCCAGCCCCCCUCUCCGUCCCCAACGCCUGACCCCACGGUUGCAGGCGGUCCACCGGGAGAGCACGCGGGUGCGACAAGAGCAGAGUCACCCGAGGGCACCCCUUCUCUCACCUCUCACCCCUCCCCGCCCCUUCCCUCACUCCUUCCUUCACCCCCAAGGGCAGCACACCUCUGCCCCCACCCUCAGGGGCUCCUUAGAGCACCACGUGGAGCAGCCAGGGCUCUGGUCUUCCUAGAGGAGCCAUGCUCCCCGACUCCUACCAACACCCAGCCACCCCUUACCGGCCCACUACCCCCUCCUCCACCAGGCCCCCCCCCACCCGGUAGUACACACAUCUCGGAGGUUGAAGCAUCUCUGCGGCCAAAUCCCUCUCCCACACGCUACAGGCACCCAAACCACCCGAGUCGCCGCACAGCCCCAACACGCCCACCCAACAGGCUGCCCUCCCCACACCACCCCCCCCAGGCAGCCGAGACCCACCCGCAAGGGCUUGCGCCCCAGGCUCAUGGGAGCGGCGGCACCCGGGUAGAGGGGCCCACAGGAGAGGCCACCACAGAGCCCACACAAAUCUCUCUCCCCCCACCGUUUGUACCUCGCUCUAACCUCCACACUGGCCCAGCCCCUCGACCCCCACCUCCAACCCCCUCUCCCGGCCGGGUUCCCCACGAGUGGCCCCGUUGGGCAGCCAUCACCCCCCACACACAGCUUGCCCGAUCUGUUCCCACGGAGGGGGAUGUUUCGAGGAGAGUGGGGAUGCACACAGAGCACCCCCUGCCUGGCGAACCACCCAUCCUCCCUCCACCCACCCCUUUGGCCCCACAGCCCCCCCUUCCUUCACAAACAGGCGCGGACAACCAGGUUGGCCGCCGGCGGAAGAACAGGGGCAGAGGAGGCAGAGGGUCAGCCCACGUACUCCCCCCUCCCUCCCUCCCCCACCAAGAGCCCCUCCCCACCUCACAUCCCGUUGAACAAUUACCAGGCCCUACCUCUACAGCCCGUCCACCAAACCUACACUCCCGCCCCGCUCCUGCACCUCCACAGGGCCAUGGGAGCGGACCAGCCCACUCACCCCCAUUCUGCCCCUCCCGUGCUGUGUCCCCCUCCCAGGUGGCGGCGGCCGCGAUCGCUACUGGGAGGGGGGCCGUCGGGUUGAGGGAUGCGCCCAUGGCAGACGCCACCGACUCCCCCUCCCAUCCCUCCCACCCCUUCCAUGUCGACGACCCCCUACCGCAACCCAUGGUGAUUGGGGAGGGCCAAGGGGGCCUUCUAGGGCAGGGUCCACACCCGAGCUCCGCUCAGCCAGCACGCCCCACUCCACCCUCUACCCUGCCAGCCCUCCUACUCUCACCUACAGGCAGGCAGGUCUUCGAGACCCCAGAGGAGGUGAGGGCUGGCAUUUCAGAUUUGCUGGCGAUACACCGCCUGAGCAGCUCUCCGGCUGCCCCCACCCUUCCAGUCCCACAGGACCGGACCCGGACGUAUGCGGAGGUCACCCGGUCUGUCCCUUCUUUUAUCCCCCCCGCCACUCAGCCAGGCGCGUCACUCCCGACCCCAAUGGAGACGGACCGGGGUCUGAGGCCGUGUCACUCGCACCUAGACGGGGUGGCGCCUCCCCCCGUUCAGCCCGUGGCGCAGGAGGUCACCAGCAGUAGGGAUGAGGCAUCCGCCCCUACCGAGACCCCUCCGCCUGGGGUAGCAGAGCCGUCACUUGAACCGCACCCCGCCGAGGGGCAGGAGCACACCACGGCACACACUUCAGGCUCACCUCCACGUCCCCCCUCCCCAGCUUCAACACCGGUGCCGGCACGAGGCCCGGCCCUAUCCUGUGCGACACCACCUCUAUCUUCGCUGACACCCCCCCCGCGCGGGGCUGGUGAGUCGUCUCCUCCCCUCAUCCCAGGCGAUCCUGUCGGAGCUCAGGCCGCCCACGGGGUCCCCUCUACAGCCAGUUCCGACGCCACGGCCCCGAUUGACCCCGCCGACACGGCGACAUCACCCGACCAGGUCGUGAGUUGCCCCACCUGCAGGAGCUCUCUCGCGAACCGACGCGCGCUCCAGCACCACAUUCCCUUCUGCCAUCCUGCGGACGCGGCUCGCAGGGCGCAGGCUGCCCAUGAUACCGCCUCGAUCAUCCCUUCCCUCUCACAGCCCCGUGCGACCGGGAUGCAGUUCACCGACGCACAGUGGCAGACGCUCGACUCGGUGGACUGGACAGAGUACUUCUCGCCCGAGCGUAUCCAUACACGCCCUCUCCGACGUGUCCCGGAGAGGGUCCGCGGAGGAUAUCUUGACGUCCUCAGUGCGAUCCUAGUCCGCAUUGCCCAGGACCCGGAGGCUGCUGGCCCUACCUUCCUCCUCGCUGCAGCGCCGACUCUUUUCCUUGUUCCAGCGACGCCACCCGACCGCUCGCACACGGCUGCCAUUGCAACGCGCAUCUCUCGCUUUGGUCGAGGUGAGUGGGCUGAGCUAGUCUCAGAUGCACUAGGCCGUCGCACACCCCUUCCUCGCCGCACAGGUCACCGGUCACGCACCGCCACCGAUCCCUCUGCAGCAGAUGAGCGCCGCAUUGCACGUUGCCUUCGUCUGGCAGCGUGCAAUGAGACCUCACGGGCGUGCGCGGCUCUCGAGUCCGCGGAGGCAGCCCCAGAUACACAGGGGACGAUACAGCGCCUGCAGUCGAAGCACCCCAACGCGGAGAGGCCGACCCCAGCUUGGCUGUCUGGCUUCCAGGGGUCCCCUCUCGUGCUCUCGGUGGAUCACUUACGCCGCGCGAUUUUCACAGCUCCGCGGGGCUCUUCGGGAGGACCGUCCGGUUGGGUCGCUGAGCACCUGCGAGACACUUUCCUAGCUUUCCCUCAGAGUCUCCAUUUCCUCCUGGCCGUGUACCAGCAGUGGCUCCGAGGCCGUUGCGCUCCAGCUGCGCGCUCCUUGCUAGCGUCCUCCACCCUCGUGGCUCUGGCGAAGUCGAACAUGGAUGUUCGGCCGAUUGCCAUCGGCGAGGUUUUGGUCCGCAUUCUUUCUCGGGCAGUUUGUCUCCAGCUACGUGACCAGAUGGCGAGGGUCUUCUUGGCAUCACAGCAGUUUGGGGUGGGGGUUACGUGCGGGACAGAGGUCGUAGUUAGAGGCGUCCGCCGCGCUCUGGCUGACCACCCAGACUGGGUGGUCCUGCAGCUAGACGUGGCGAAUGCCUUUAACUCUUUCCACCGAGACAGGAUGUUUCAGGCGCUGCAGGCCAGUCCGGAGUUUCAGUGUCUGAUCCCCUUCAUCGGCCUCUUCUACGGGACGCCCUCGGAUCUCCACUACAGGUCAGGCACGGGAGUGGUCACGAUGCACUCGGAGCGGGGCACUCGCCAGGGAGACCCUCUCAGCCCCUUCUUGUACGCUCUGACACAGCGUCUUGCUUUGGAGCCGGUUCUGGCGGAGGGGGAUGUCCAGCUCUGGUCGUACGCCGAUGACACGUACGUGCUAGGUCCCCCAGACAGGGUGCUGCACCAUUUUGCCGAGAUCGUGAGGCGCUUGGGCGAGAUGGGCCUUGCAGCCCAGCCGCACAAGUGCCUCGUCUACCAGACAGAGUCCUUUCUGUCCAGGGAUCUGGAGGCUUUCACGGGCCUAGGGAUCGAGGUCGCACGCCGAGGGCUCACCGUGACAGGCGUACCGGUAGGCACCGUUUCGUUCGUGGAGCAGAGUCUCCCGGAUCGUCUCGAGAGGAUGGGGCGGGUGCUACCUUGGCUUCCGAGGUUGCGCCAGCCCCAGACAGCUGCCCGCCUUCUUUCGGCGUGUGUCAGCACUCGUCCGCAGUACCUGUCGAGGACCGUCCCUCCUUCGCCCGCAGUGAUCUCCAGUUUUACACGGUGGGACGCACGCCUGGGAGAGACUUUUCAGCAGCUUUUAGCUUCAGGGACCUGGGCUUGUCGCGAGGACGUCCGAGAGGCCGCCCUAGACCAGAUCUUCCUCCCCAUCCGUCUCGGGGGUUUCGGCAUUCGUCGCAUGGCGCGCAUGGCCCCGGUGAGUUUCGUGUGCUCCUGGGUGCAGUGUGCACCCAUUCUCUGUUCUCUCCCUGCGUGUGGCGAGGUGUUUCGGCAGAGCUUCGCUUCAGGUGAGCCAGAGCAGAUCGACCGGGCUCUGCAGACGGCGCUAGAGGGUCUCCCUCCUGACGUUCUCUCUCUCCUUCCCCCCUGGCCCUCUUGCGCUUCUGCCUCCCCCGAUUCCCUUUUUGCAGGAGCGAGCCGUCUUCUGGAGGCGCAUGCCUUGGAGGCCGUGCGUGCCCGUCACACCUCUCCCUUGCACCUUGCCCGUUUGACUUCCCUUCAGGGCGGAGGUGCAGGAGCGUGGUUGACGUCGGUGCCGUACGCCGACCCACUGCGCAUCCCGGAGGCGCUGUGGCAGGCGGCUUCAUCUUCUCGUCUUGGUCUCCCUAUCCCCCAGUUAGCCCUUGCAGGUCAGUGCUCCUGCGGACAGGCGAUUGACGACAUGACGGUGCCUCAUCACGCGGUUCGGUGCCCGCGUUACGGGGUCGCCACUACCAUCCACGACACGGUGAAGUACAUGCUUCGAGACUUUGCGGUCGAGGCGGGCUUCGCGGUAAAGGUGGAGGACUCUACGCUGUUCACACAGUUGGAGGCGGCUCGAGCGAGACUACUGGGACAGCCAGUGGUGGGAGAGGGGACACGGGCUGAGGGACCGGGGGAGCGGAGAGGCGAGGCGGGACAGCCGGGUGGCGGGGGACAGUGGGGACGGCACCAGCUGCGGGGUCAGGUGGAGCGAGGGACAGGUGGGCAGAGGGGACGGCAGGGGGAGCAGACGGGCCAGGACGGGGAGGGGGGACGGCACAGGCAGCAGCAGGAGAGCCAGUGGAGGCCGCGGGCCCAGGGCGCCGCGCCUCCAGGUUCGGCCUCGGGGGCGGGGCAGGGGCGGGAGCAGCAGAGAGCGGACGGAGGUACAGGAGGGGCAGCGGGAUUGGGAGGGGAGGGCCAGGGAGUGAGAGAGGCAGCAGGGGAUGGAGCAGGGGGGUCGGGAGGUUUGGGGGAGGGUAGGGAGGGGGAGGGGAGAGGACAGGUGGAUGGAGGAGAGGAGAGGGGGAGAGAGACGAUCGGAGAGGGGGCACCAAGGGACCAGACAGGGCAGCAGCCAGCGCAACAGCAGGGACCAGUCGGACGCACAGGCCGUGUAGGCACCGCCUCCCGCAUUCCAGACCUCACCUGCCGCGACGUUGGCCAGGGUCUGAUGGUUCUUGUGGAUGUCUCCAUAGCGGAUCCACAGCGGGAGGGGAACGUGCAGCUGAGACGGGCGACCCCCACACAGAUUGGAGUGGCAGCAGCUAGGCGGGUGCAGGAGAAGCUGCGUCACUGGGGGCCGCACUUAGAGGGGCUGCAGCCGGCACCACACUUUUACGCGUGCGUGGCGGAGACCUUUGGCCUUCUGAGUGAGCCGCUGCGUCAGUUUCUGGGGCUCUGCGCAAAGAGGAUAGCACAGCGGAGGAGGGAUAGAGGUGGGGGGGAUGACGGAUCGGCACGGAUAUUUGAGGCAGGACUCACUACACGCCUCUCCGUUGCACUGCAGCGCGCGCAGGCUCAAUGCAUGAUCCAGCAUGCGGUGCGGCAGUUAGGGAGUCACACCCCCUGCCCCCUCAUGCCAUCCGCUCCCCCCGCCCCUACCCUCCGCGUGCCCGCUCCCUUGCCGCCUCUUUUGACCCUCCCUGCCCCCCUCGCCGUUUCCCACCGCCCGCCAUUCGCUCCUCCCCGCCCGUGCGCUCCCCUCGUUUACCUUCUCCUCCCCCCUCCCCUCCUCUGCUGCACGCCUCUUCCUUCCCCUCGCCGACCCACUCCACUCCCUGCCCCUCCUCAAUCCGCACCCUGCCCCUCGUAUCUCGCCCCCCUAUGCUUGGUUUCUCCCCUCCCUGCCCCUCGCCGCCUUUCUCCGCCCCCCACCUCCCCCCUCUCCCUGCCCCCCCACUCUCCCACCCUUGCCCUUGGCUUCCUACCUCCCUGCCCCACCUUUCCCCCCUCUGUGUGCUCAGCUUCUCCCCUCCCUGCCCCUCCCUCCUCCCCGCCCUGCCCCUCGUUUUCCGCCCCCCCACGCCCGGUUUCUCCCCUCCCCGCGCCUCCCUUUCUUUCUCCGUGCCUCUCCUCUGCUCCCUCCCUGCCCCCGCCUGCCCAUGCCCCUGUCUUUGGCUUCUCCCCUCCCUGCCCCACGUUUCUUCCCUCCCUGCCCACCCCCUCUGCCCCUCCCUUGUUUUCCCCUCACCCAUUGCUUCUCCCCUCCCUGCCCUUGAUUUCCCGCACCCCUGCCCUUGUUUCCUACCAUCCAUGCCCCUCGUUUCCCCCCCUUUGUACGUUCAGCCUCUUCCCUCCCUGCCCCUCCCUUCCUCCCCCCCUGCCCUUUGCUCUCCCCUCGUUACGCUCCCUUCUCCCCAUCCCUGCUGCCCUCUUACCACCAUCAGCCCAUCCCCACCACCAGCCCCCCUCCCACCCUUCUCUCCCCCCCUCCCUUUCCCUCUCUCUCUUUCUCACACACACACACGCACACUCCCCUCCCCCACCCCCCACCCACAUCCUCCCAUUCUGCCCCUCCCUGCCCCUUUCCCACCCCCUCGCACGCCCCUCACCUCCCACCUCCGUGCAACUGGUUUCCCCCCCCUAUGGUGCCUCCCUUGCAUCGCUCGCCCCUCUGCUCACCCUCUGCCCGCCCCUUUUCCGUGCCCUCAGCUGGCCCAGCCCCUGCCCGUUGCUGCCCCUCCCCUUGCCCCCUCAACUCCCCUGCCCCCCGUACACCCCAGUCCCAUCCAACCGCCCCCACCCUCCCCCGGCUGCCCGUUUCCGCUCUCCACCCCCGCGACCAUGUGCGGCUUCCAACCGCCCAACGGUGGUGCGCACGGGGCCCCAGUACUGCUCUACGCUGUUCACACAGUUGGAGGCGGCUCGAGCGAGACUACUGGGACAGCCAGUGGUGGGAGAGGGGACACGGGCUGAGGGACCGGGGGAGCGGAGAGGCGUGGCGGGACAGCCGGGUGGCGGGGGACAGUGGGGACGGCACCAGCUGCGGGGUCAGGUGGAGCGAGGGACAGGUGGGCAGAGGGGACGGCAGGGGGAGCAGACAGGCCAGGACAGGGAGGGGGGACGGCACAGGCAGCAGCAGGAGAGCCAGUGGAGGCCGCGGGCCCAGGGCGCCGCGCCUCCAGGUUCGGCCUUGGGGGCGGGGCAGGGGCGGGAGCAGCAGAGAGCGGACGGAGGUACAGGAGGGGCAGCGGGAUUGGGAGGGGAGGGCCAGGGAGUGAGAGAGGCAGCAGGGGAUGGAGCAGGGGGGUCGGGAGGUUUGGGGGAGGGUAGAGAGGGGGAGGGGAGAGGACAGGUGGAUGGAGGAGAGGAGAGGGGCAGAGAGACGAUCGGAGAGGGGGCACCAAGGGACCAGACAGGGCAGCAGCCAGCGCAACAGCAGGGACCAGUCGGACGCACAGGCCGUGUAGGCACCGCCUCCCGCAUUCCAGACCCCACCUGCCGCGACGUUGGCCAGGGUCUGAUGGUUCUUGUGGAUGUCUCCAUAGCGGAUCCACAGCGGGAGGGGAACGUGCAGCUGAGACGGGCGACCCCCACACAGAUUGGAGUGGCAGCAGCUAGGCGGGUGCAGGAGAAGCUGCGUCACUGGGGGCCGCACUUAGAGGGGCUGCAGCCGGCACCACACUUUUACGCGUGCGUGGCGGAGACCUUUGGCCUUCUGAGUGAGCCGCUGCGUCAGUUUCUGGGGCUCUGCGCAAAGAGGAUAGCACAGCGGAGGAGGGAUAGAGGUGGGGGGGAUGACGGAUCGGCACGGAUAUUUGAGGCAGGACUCACUACACGCCUCUCCGUUGCACUGCAGCGCGCGCAGGCUCAAUGCAUGAUCCAGCAUGCGGUGCGGCAGUUAGGGAGUCACACCCCCUGCCCCCUCAUGCCAUCCGCUCCCCCCGCCCCUACCCUCCGCGUGCCCGCUCCCUUGCCGCCUCUUUUGACCCUCCCUGCCCCCCUCGCCGUUUCCCACCGCCCGCCAUUCGCUCCUCCCCGCCCGUGCGCUCCCCUCGUUUACCUUCUCCUCCCCCCUCCCCUCCUCUGCUGCACGCCUCUUCCUUCCCCUCGCCGACCCACUCCACUCCCUGCCCCUCCUCAAUCCGCACCCUGCCCCUCGUAUCUCGCCCCCCUAUGCUUGGUUUCUCCCCUCCCUGCCCCUCGCCGCCUUUCUCCGCCCCCCACCUCCCCCCUCUCCCUGCCCCCCCACUCUCCCACCCUUGCCCUUGGCUUCCUACCUCCCUGCCCCACCUUUCCCCCCUCUGUGUGCUCAGCUUCUCCCCUCCCUGCCCCUCCCUCCUCCCCGCCCUGCCCCUCGUUUUCCGCCCCCCCACGCCCGGUUUCUCCCCUCCCCGCGCCUCCCUUUCUUUCUCCGUGCCUCUCCUCUGCUCCCUCCCUGCCCCCGCCUGCCCAUGCCCCUGUCUUUGGCUUCUCCCCUCCCUGCCCCACGUUUCUUCCCUCCCUGCCCACCCCCUCUGCCCCUCCCUUGUUUUCCCCUCACCCAUUGCUUCUCCCCUCCCUGCCCUUGAUUUCCCGCACCCCUGCCCUUGUUUCCUACCAUCCAUGCCCCUCGUUUCCCCCCCUUUGUACGUUCAGCCUCUUCCCUCCCUGCCCCUCCCUUCCUCCCCCCCUGCCCUUUGCUCUCCCCUCGUUACGCUCCCUUCUCCCCAUCCCUGCUGCCCUCUUACCACCAUCAGCCCAUCCCCACCACCAGCCCCCCUCCCACCCUUCUCUCCCCCCCUCCCUUUCCCUCUCUCUCUUUCUCACACACACACACGCACACUCCCCUCCCCCACCCCCCACCCACAUCCUCCCAUUCUGCCCCUCCCUGCCCCUUUCCCACCCCCUCGCACGCCCCUCACCUCCCACCUCCGUGCAACUGGUUUCCCCCCCCUAUGGUGCCUCCCUUGCAUCGCUCGCCCCUCUGCUCACCCUCUGCCCGCCCCUUUUCCGUGCCCUCAGCUGGCCCAGCCCCUGCCCGUUGCUGCCCCUCCCCUUGCCCCCUCAACUCCCCUGCCCCCCGUACACCCCAGUCCCAUCCAACCGCCCCCACCCUCCCCCGGCUGCCCGUUUCCGCUCUCCACCCCCGCGACCCAUUACCGCCCCUCUCCCCUUAUCCCCCACCACGCCCCCAAGCAGGCCUUUCUCCCCCCAGCCUCCCGUCUCCCUGCCCUUAGUACCGCCGCGCUCUGCCCGUGCGUCACCCUUGCCCACUUCAUACCACCUCCCCCUUCUCCCCCCCCCCCGGCUUCUCCCUAUCAUCACCCGCAUGUUCCCCCACUCCCCUGUCCACAACGUCCCUCCACCCCCCUUCCUGCUUUCCCCACUCCCACUCUGCCCCCCACACCUCUACGAGCCGUACUUCCCCCUCCAGCCUCCCUUUCCCCCCCAGCUACUUCCGCAUCCAGCGUGGGCUGCACCUCUGCAUCCCGCCCUGCCAGGCCCUUCGGUGACCCAACUGCCGCCACCUGGCACCACGCCGCCUUUCCCACCCCCAUCCAAUCUCUACACCCCCUGCCCCUGCUCCCUGCGCAAUCCAGCCACCUACCCCAGCCUCCCUCUACCUCUCCCUAACUCCACACCGCCGUUCCUACCCCCAGCCAAGGUCUACACCCCUUGCUUUUGCUCCCUGGGCUGUGCCGUCCCCAACCUCCCUCCGCCUUUCCGCGGCACCAGACCGCCUCUCCCUCCCCCAGCCAACUUUUGCACCCCCUGUUCCUGCCCCUUGUGCCCUCCAACACCCUACCUCAACCCCCCCCAGUCUCCCCCUUCUCCAACACCCUCCAUAUUUCCUCCCCCCUGGGGCUCGCCCAUCCGCAGCUAUCACCCUUCAUCGAUUCCCCAAUUCCCUCUGUCCCCUGUUUCCCGGCCCCGCAUCCUAUCCUGCAUUUACCACAGCACCUCCUUUCGGUGCCCUCUCUGCCCUCCCACGUUCUCACCCCCCGCCUCCCAACCUUCUCAUUACCCGCUACCAGGCUCACGCCAACUCGACUACCCACUACCCUUUGCCCCUUCCUCUCUGUUCCCCACCCUUCCUUUCCCACCUGGCUCCACCUGCCCACCCCCACCUCCCGUGGAAUUCUGCCCUGCCCUCCCCACCUCUGGCCCACCACCUGUCCCCACACCCUGCUCACCCACCGCUACACCACCCCCGCCCCCCCACCUCCACUACAGCCCGCCAACACUUCCCCUCUCAAUCGGCCCCCAGCCCGCCCCCCCCUUGGGCCCCAAUCCCCUCCAACUGUCAGGCCCCCUCUACCCUCUCUUCCACCCACUGCGCACCGCUUUCCCCACCCUUUUCCCCUUUCCCCAAGCUAACCCCCCGCACCCCGGCCUCUGCCAGGGAGUUCCUUCCCCCUUUGACGCCCUCUUGAGCCAACCCCAGCAACUCACACCGCCACCGCCAGGCAUGCUGCCUCUAGCCAGGGGGGAACUUGCAGCUGACACUGCACGGGAAGGGGUAAGUGAGUUUGUGUGUGAAGGAGCAGCAGAGGCUACAGAGGAUGGGGCAGCAAAGGCUGCACGGGAAGGGGCAAUGGGGGUUGUGGGGGAAGGGGCAGCAGAGGCUGCAGAGGAAAGGGCAGCAGAGGCUGCAAGGGAAGGGGCAGCAGCGGCUGCACGGGAAAGGGCGGCAGGGGCUGCACGGGAAGGGGCGGCAGGGACCGUGACUCUGGCCAGGCAAAGGGCAGAGGCCAUGGAGACAGGUUUUGCAGGAGUAGGGGCCACGGAACCUGCUGCUGCGUCGGCUGGGGGAACCGCAGCAGAGGAGGCUAUAGGGACCGCACCAGCAGUCGAGGCUGCAAGGACUGCAGCAGGAGCGACAGAGGCCACAGCGGGGGCUGGUAUAGGGGGAGGUGCUACGGGUGCAGCGGGGAAGGGGGUAACGGGGACUGGUGCGAGGGAGAGUGCCGCCCCGGCUGUAGCAAGAGAGGGUACGGCAGGGGCCUCAAAGGCAGAAGGUGAGGCUGCAGCUGAAGCAGCAGGGAGGGCCAUAGCACGGCCAGUAGGGGCGGCAGGGGCCGCAGCAAACUCGGGGAAACACACAGCAGGGCCGGCAGGGCCGGCAGAGACUGCAAAAGGGGCUAGCAGUAAAGCGGCAGCAGGCGGGGUGGGCUUGGGGGACAUAGGGGCAACAGGGGAAGGAGAGGGGAGGGUGGUCCCGACCGGGGUGGGCACUGAAGAGGGGGAUGUGAUAGCGAUAGAGGAGGAUGAGGGAGAGGAUGUGAUGCACAUUGACGGGCCACUGGCCCAAUACCUCACGCUUGACGGUGAGGCCGACCCGGCCCCCCUGCAGCCUCACGUCGAGGUUCCCCCUCUACCCCCCAUGCCCGUCCCCAUGCUAGCAGAAGGACCGAUGGAGGGGCUGGGGGAGACCUUGAGGACAGAGCCGCGCGAGGGAGCCCCCAUCCUCACCUCCCGUCCUCCAGCCCACCAGCCCCCAGGAGCACCACUUCCCCACCCCCACCCUCAGGUCCCGGUAGUGUCCAGGGGGGCAGCCAAGGCCCUGGCCUUCUUGGCGGAGCCGUGCUCCCCGACCCCCACGCUGCUCCAUGGCCAGCCCCCCUCUCCGUCCCCAACGCCUGACCCCACGGUUGCAGGCGGUCCACCGGGAGAGCACGCGGGUGCGACAAGAGCAGAGUCACCCGAGGGCACCCCUUCUCUCACCUCUCACCCCUCCCCGCCCCUUCCCUCACUCCUUCCUUCACCCCCAAGGGCAGCACACCUCUGCCCCCACCCUCAGGGGCUCCUUAGAGCACCACGUGGAGCAGCCAGGGCUCUGGUCUUCCUAGAGGAGCCAUGCUCCCCGACUCCUACCAACACCCAGCCACCCCUUACCGGCCCACUACCCCCUCCUCCACCAGGCCCCCCCCCACCCGGUAGUACACACAUCUCGGAGGUUGAAGCAUCUCUGCGGCCAAAUCCCUCUCCCACACGCUACAGGCACCCAAACCACCCGAGUCGCCGCACAGCCCCAACACGCCCACCCAACAGGCUGCCCUCCCCACACCACCCCCCCCAGGCAGCCGAGACCCACCCGCAAGGGCUUGCGCCCCAGGCUCAUGGGAGCGGCGGCACCCGGGUAGAGGGGCCCACAGGAGAGGCCACCACAGAGCCCACACAAAUCUCUCUCCCCCCACCGUUUGUACCUCGCUCUAACCUCCACACUGGCCCAGCCCCUCGACCCCCACCUCCAACCCCCUCUCCCGGCCGGGUUCCCCACGAGUGGCCCCGUUGGGCAGCCAUCACCCCCCACACACAGCUUGCCCGAUCUGUUCCCACGGAGGGGGAUGUUUCGAGGAGAGUGGGGAUGCACACAGAGCACCCCCUGCCUGGCGAACCACCCAUCCUCCCUCCACCCACCCCUUUGGCCCCACAGCCCCCCCUUCCUUCACAAACAGGCGCGGACAACCAGGUUGGCCGCCGGCGGAAGAACAGGGGCAGAGGAGGCAGAGGGUCAGCCCACGUACUCCCCCCUCCCUCCCUCCCCCACCAAGAGCCCCUCCCCACCUCACAUCCCGUUGAACAAUUACCAGGCCCUACCUCUACAGCCCGUCCACCAAACCUACACUCCCGCCCCGCUCCUGCACCUCCACAGGGCCAUGGGAGCGGACCAGCCCACUCACCCCCAUUCUGCCCCUCCCGUGCUGUGUCCCCCUCCCAGGUGGCGGCGGCCGCGAUCGCUACUGGGAGGGGGGCCGUCGGGUUGAGGGAUGCGCCCAUGGCAGACGCCACCGACUCCCCCUCCCAUCCCUCCCACCCCUUCCAUGUCGACGACCCCCUACCGCAACCCAUGGUGAUUGGGGAGGGCCAAGGGGGCCUUCUAGGGCAGGGUCCACACCCGAGCUCCGCUCAGCCAGCACGCCCCACUCCACCCUCUACCCUGCCAGCCCUCCUACUCUCACCUACAGGCAGGCAGGUCUUCGAGACCCCAGAGGAGGUGAGGGCUGGCAUUUCAGAUUUGCUGGCGAUACACCGCCUGAGCAGCUCUCCGGCUGCCCCCACCCUUCCAGUCCCACAGGACCGGACCCGGACGUAUGCGGAGGUCACCCGGUCUGUCCCUUCUUUUAUCCCCCCCGCCACUCAGCCAGGCGCGUCACUCCCGACCCCAAUGGAGACGGACCGGGGUCUGAGGCCGUGUCACUCGCACCUAGACGGGGUGGCGCCUCCCCCCGUUCAGCCCGUGGCGCAGGAGGUCACCAGCAGUAGGGAUGAGGCAUCCGCCCCUACCGAGACCCCUCCGCCUGGGGUAGCAGAGCCGUCACUUGAACCGCACCCCGCCGAGGGGCAGGAGCACACCACGGCACACACUUCAGGCUCACCUCCACGUCCCCCCUCCCCAGCUUCAACACCGGUGCCGGCACGAGGCCCGGCCCUAUCCUGUGCGACACCACCUCUAUCUUCGCUGACACCCCCCCCGCGCGGGGCUGGUGAGUCGUCUCCUCCCCUCAUCCCAGGCGAUCCUGUCGGAGCUCAGGCCGCCCACGGGGUCCCCUCUACAGCCAGUUCCGACGCCACGGCCCCGAUUGACCCCGCCGACACGGCGACAUCACCCGACCAGGUCGUGAGUUGCCCCACCUGCAGGAGCUCUCUCGCGAACCGACGCGCGCUCCAGCACCACAUUCCCUUCUGCCAUCCUGCGGACGCGGCUCGCAGGGCGCAGGCUGCCCAUGAUACCGCCUCGAUCAUCCCUUCCCUCUCACAGCCCCGUGCGACCGGGAUGCAGUUCACCGACGCACAGUGGCAGACGCUCGACUCGGUGGACUGGACAGAGUACUUCUCGCCCGAGCGUAUCCAUACACGCCCUCUCCGACGUGUCCCGGAGAGGGUCCGCGGAGGAUAUCUUGACGUCCUCAGUGCGAUCCUAGUCCGCAUUGCCCAGGACCCGGAGGCUGCUGGCCCUACCUUCCUCCUCGCUGCAGCGCCGACUCUUUUCCUUGUUCCAGCGACGCCACCCGACCGCUCGCACACGGCUGCCAUUGCAACGCGCAUCUCUCGCUUUGGUCGAGGUGAGUGGGCUGAGCUAGUCUCAGAUGCACUAGGCCGUCGCACACCCCUUCCUCGCCGCACAGGUCACCGGUCACGCACCGCCACCGAUCCCUCUGCAGCAGAUGAGCGCCGCAUUGCACGUUGCCUUCGUCUGGCAGCGUGCAAUGAGACCUCACGGGCGUGCGCGGCUCUCGAGUCCGCGGAGGCAGCCCCAGAUACACAGGGGACGAUACAGCGCCUGCAGUCGAAGCACCCCAACGCGGAGAGGCCGACCCCAGCUUGGCUGUCUGGCUUCCAGGGGUCCCCUCUCGUGCUCUCGGUGGAUCACUUACGCCGCGCGAUUUUCACAGCUCCGCGGGGCUCUUCGGGAGGACCGUCCGGUUGGGUCGCUGAGCACCUGCGAGACACUUUCCUAGCUUUCCCUCAGAGUCUCCAUUUCCUCCUGGCCGUGUACCAGCAGUGGCUCCGAGGCCGUUGCGCUCCAGCUGCGCGCUCCUUGCUAGCGUCCUCCACCCUCGUGGCUCUGGCGAAGUCGAACAUGGAUGUUCGGCCGAUUGCCAUCGGCGAGGUUUUGGUCCGCAUUCUUUCUCGGGCAGUUUGUCUCCAGCUACGUGACCAGAUGGCGAGGGUCUUCUUGGCAUCACAGCAGUUUGGGGUGGGGGUUACGUGCGGGACAGAGGUCGUAGUUAGAGGCGUCCGCCGCGCUCUGGCUGACCACCCAGACUGGGUGGUCCUGCAGCUAGACGUGGCGAAUGCCUUUAACUCUUUCCACCGAGACAGGAUGUUUCAGGCGCUGCAGGCCAGUCCGGAGUUUCAGUGUCUGAUCCCCUUCAUCGGCCUCUUCUACGGGACGCCCUCGGAUCUCCACUACAGGUCAGGCACGGGAGUGGUCACGAUGCACUCGGAGCGGGGCACUCGCCAGGGAGACCCUCUCAGCCCCUUCUUGUACGCUCUGACACAGCGUCUUGCUUUGGAGCCGGUUCUGGCGGAGGGGGAUGUCCAGCUCUGGUCGUACGCCGAUGACACGUACGUGCUAGGUCCCCCAGACAGGGUGCUGCACCAUUUUGCCGAGAUCGUGAGGCGCUUGGGCGAGAUGGGCCUUGCAGCCCAGCCGCACAAGUGCCUCGUCUACCAGACAGAGUCCUUUCUGUCCAGGGAUCUGGAGGCUUUCACGGGCCUAGGGAUCGAGGUCGCACGCCGAGGGCUCACCGUGACAGGCGUACCGGUAGGCACCGUUUCGUUCGUGGAGCAGAGUCUCCCGGAUCGUCUCGAGAGGAUGGGGCGGGUGCUACCUUGGCUUCCGAGGUUGCGCCAGCCCCAGACAGCUGCCCGCCUUCUUUCGGCGUGUGUCAGCACUCGUCCGCAGUACCUGUCGAGGACCGUCCCUCCUUCGCCCGCAGUGAUCUCCAGUUUUACACGGUGGGACGCACGCCUGGGAGAGACUUUUCAGCAGCUUUUAGCUUCAGGGACCUGGGCUUGUCGCGAGGACGUCCGAGAGGCCGCCCUAGACCAGAUCUUCCUCCCCAUCCGUCUCGGGGGUUUCGGCAUUCGUCGCAUGGCGCGCAUGGCCCCGGUGAGUUUCGUGUGCUCCUGGGUGCAGUGUGCACCCAUUCUCUGUUCUCUCCCUGCGUGUGGCGAGGUGUUUCGGCAGAGCUUCGCUUCAGGUGAGCCAGAGCAGAUCGACCGGGCUCUGCAGACGGCGCUAGAGGGUCUCCCUCCUGACGUUCUCUCUCUCCUUCCCCCCUGGCCCUCUUGCGCUUCUGCCUCCCCCGAUUCCCUUUUUGCAGGAGCGAGCCGUCUUCUGGAGGCGCAUGCCUUGGAGGCCGUGCGUGCCCGUCACACCUCUCCCUUGCACCUUGCCCGUUUGACUUCCCUUCAGGGCGGAGGUGCAGGAGCGUGGUUGACGUCGGUGCCGUACGCCGACCCACUGCGCAUCCCGGAGGCGCUGUGGCAGGCGGCUUCAUCUUCUCGUCUUGGUCUCCCUAUCCCCCAGUUAGCCCUUGCAGGUCAGUGCUCCUGCGGACAGGCGAUUGACGACAUGACGGUGCCUCAUCACGCGGUUCGGUGCCCGCGUUACGGGGUCGCCACUACCAUCCACGACACGGUGAAGUACAUGCUUCGAGACUUUGCGGUCGAGGCGGGCUUCGCGGUAAAGGUGGAGGACUCUACGCUGUUCACACAGUUGGAGGCGGCUCGAGCGAGACUACUGGGACAGCCAGUGGUGGGAGAGGGGACACGGGCUGAGGGACCGGGGGAGCGGAGAGGCGAGGCGGGACAGCCGGGUGGCGGGGGACAGUGGGGACGGCACCAGCUGCGGGGUCAGGUGGAGCGAGGGACAGGUGGGCAGAGGGGACGGCAGGGGGAGCAGACGGGCCAGGACGGGGAGGGGGGACGGCACAGGCAGCAGCAGGAGAGCCAGUGGAGGCCGCGGGCCCAGGGCGCCGCGCCUCCAGGUUCGGCCUCGGGGGCGGGGCAGGGGCGGGAGCAGCAGAGAGCGGACGGAGGUACAGGAGGGGCAGCGGGAUUGGGAGGGGAGGGCCAGGGAGUGAGAGAGGCAGCAGGGGAUGGAGCAGGGGGGUCGGGAGGUUUGGGGGAGGGUAGGGAGGGGGAGGGGAGAGGACAGGUGGAUGGAGGAGAGGAGAGGGGGAGAGAGACGAUCGGAGAGGGGGCACCAAGGGACCAGACAGGGCAGCAGCCAGCGCAACAGCAGGGACCAGUCGGACGCACAGGCCGUGUAGGCACCGCCUCCCGCAUUCCAGACCUCACCUGCCGCGACGUUGGCCAGGGUCUGAUGGUUCUUGUGGAUGUCUCCAUAGCGGAUCCACAGCGGGAGGGGAACGUGCAGCUGAGACGGGCGACCCCCACACAGAUUGGAGUGGCAGCAGCUAGGCGGGUGCAGGAGAAGCUGCGUCACUGGGGGCCGCACUUAGAGGGGCUGCAGCCGGCACCACACUUUUACGCGUGCGUGGCGGAGACCUUUGGCCUUCUGAGUGAGCCGCUGCGUCAGUUUCUGGGGCUCUGCGCAAAGAGGAUAGCACAGCGGAGGAGGGAUAGAGGUGGGGGGGAUGACGGAUCGGCACGGAUAUUUGAGGCAGGACUCACUACACGCCUCUCCGUUGCACUGCAGCGCGCGCAGGCUCAAUGCAUGAUCCAGCAUGCGGUGCGGCAGUUAGGGAGUCACACCCCCUGCCCCCUCAUGCCAUCCGCUCCCCCCGCCCCUACCCUCCGCGUGCCCGCUCCCUUGCCGCCUCUUUUGACCCUCCCUGCCCCCCUCGCCGUUUCCCACCGCCCGCCAUUCGCUCCUCCCCGCCCGUGCGCUCCCCUCGUUUACCUUCUCCUCCCCCCUCCCCUCCUCUGCUGCACGCCUCUUCCUUCCCCUCGCCGACCCACUCCACUCCCUGCCCCUCCUCAAUCCGCACCCUGCCCCUCGUAUCUCGCCCCCCUAUGCUUGGUUUCUCCCCUCCCUGCCCCUCGCCGCCUUUCUCCGCCCCCCACCUCCCCCCUCUCCCUGCCCCCCCACUCUCCCACCCUUGCCCUUGGCUUCCUACCUCCCUGCCCCACCUUUCCCCCCUCUGUGUGCUCAGCUUCUCCCCUCCCUGCCCCUCCCUCCUCCCCGCCCUGCCCCUCGUUUUCCGCCCCCCCACGCCCGGUUUCUCCCCUCCCCGCGCCUCCCUUUCUUUCUCCGUGCCUCUCCUCUGCUCCCUCCCUGCCCCCGCCUGCCCAUGCCCCUGUCUUUGGCUUCUCCCCUCCCUGCCCCACGUUUCUUCCCUCCCUGCCCACCCCCUCUGCCCCUCCCUUGUUUUCCCCUCACCCAUUGCUUCUCCCCUCCCUGCCCUUGAUUUCCCGCACCCCUGCCCUUGUUUCCUACCAUCCAUGCCCCUCGUUUCCCCCCCUUUGUACGUUCAGCCUCUUCCCUCCCUGCCCCUCCCUUCCUCCCCCCCUGCCCUUUGCUCUCCCCUCGUUACGCUCCCUUCUCCCCAUCCCUGCUGCCCUCUUACCACCAUCAGCCCAUCCCCACCACCAGCCCCCCUCCCACCCUUCUCUCCCCCCCUCCCUUUCCCUCUCUCUCUUUCUCACACACACACACGCACACUCCCCUCCCCCACCCCCCACCCACAUCCUCCCAUUCUGCCCCUCCCUGCCCCUUUCCCACCCCCUCGCACGCCCCUCACCUCCCACCUCCGUGCAACUGGUUUCCCCCCCCUAUGGUGCCUCCCUUGCAUCGCUCGCCCCUCUGCUCACCCUCUGCCCGCCCCUUUUCCGUGCCCUCAGCUGGCCCAGCCCCUGCCCGUUGCUGCCCCUCCCCUUGCCCCCUCAACUCCCCUGCCCCCCGUACACCCCAGUCCCAUCCAACCGCCCCCACCCUCCCCCGGCUGCCCGUUUCCGCUCUCCACCCCCGCGACCGUGUGCGGCUUCCAACCGCCCAACGGUGGUGCGCACGGGGCGUUUCUUCGCACGGGCAAGCCUCCCCGGGGGCCCCCCACCCCGCUGGGUCGUUGUUCGGGCAAAAAAACGAAAAUGA